AUUCUUUUAUAAAGUUUUGAACGUGCUUGUCAGACGUAAAAAUACAAAUUUACGUCUUAUUAUGGUGCGUUUGAACAAUCAGCUGCCGGAUAACCUUCCGCAGCUGCAGAACCUGAUCAAGCGUGAUCCUGAAUCCUACAGCGAUGAGUUCCACACGCAAUACGAACAUUUUUUAAGUUUACUUGAAAUCUUCGCAUUGAAUCCGGCCGAGGAAAACAAAUCGUUGGACGAAAUAGUGAUGUUUAUUGCUCAGGUGGCACAAUGCUAUCCACAGGUGUGCCAGCAGUUCCCAAAACACCUGACGGAUUUGUUAAAGAGCAGUGCCACUGUCUUAGAUCCUGCGAUGAGGAAUUCCUUUGUCAAAGCGCUGAUUCUGCUGCGUAAUAAGAAUCUGGUACCACCUUUGGAUAUAUUGGAAUUAUUUUUUCAACUAUUGCGCUGCCAGGAUAAGAAUCUGCGCACCUUCUUGCAAACCCACAUCGUAACGGAUAUUAAAAACAUGAAUGCGAAGCACAAAGAUAUGAAACUUAAUUCGAGUUUGCAAAACUUUAUGUAUGGCAUGUUAAAGGACGCCAAUCCCAAGGCUGCCAAAAUGUCGGUGGAUAUCAUGAUUGAGUUGUACAAGAAGAACAAAUGGAACGAUGCCAAGACAGUGAACGUGAUUGCCAGCGUAGGCUGCUUCUCGAAUAUAACAAAGGUACUUGUCACAUCGCUUAAGUUCUUCCUUGGUCACGAUGAUGAGGACGAAGCUGGUAGCGAUUCAGAAAGCGAGGAGGAGGUGGAUCUGAAAGGUGCGUUAAUGGCAAAUCGUGUGAACAAAAAGACGAAGAAACGCCAAAAGCAGCUGCAACAGAUUAAGAAGCAAGCGGUCAAAGCGCAAAAGAAAAAGAAAAAUGCGCCAGCCUUCAACUUCUCUGGCAUUCAUCUGAUACACAAUCCUCAGGGCAUGGCCGAGGGUCUGUUUAAGCAGCUGCAGUCGAGCAACGAACGCUUUGAAGUCAAGCUAAUGCACCUGGAUGUCAUCUCUAGACUAAUAGGCAUUCAUGAUCUAUUUCUGUUUGGCUUUUAUCCAUAUAUCACACGGUUUCUGCAGCCGCACCAGCGGCAGGUGACUCGCAUCCUUCAAUUCGCUGCACAGGCCUCCCACGAGUUGAUUCCGGGUGACGUUAUUGAGCCCAUCUUGAAGACAAUUGCAAACAAUUUCAUCACCGAGCGCAAUUCCAGUGACGUCAUGGCAAUCGGCUUGAAUGCCACUCGAGAGAUUUGCAUGCGCUGUCCUUUGGCCAUGGGAGAGGACUUGCUGCAGGAUCUGGCCAUGUACAAGACAUAUAAGGAGAAGUCCGUGAUGAUGGCCGCGCGCUCCUUAAUCACGCUCUAUCGCGAACAGCUGCCUGCUAUGCUGCACAAAAAGGAUCGAGGCAGACAAACGGAGGCACAGGCUGAGCGCAAGGUGAGGGCCUAUGGCGAAAAGGAUGUCAAGGAUACUGUGGUGGGUGCAGAGGUGUUGCUCAAGGACUCGAAGACAAUUGACAUCGGCAGUGACGAUGACGACACGGAUUCCAAUGAUGGCGAGUGGGUGACUGUGACCCACAGCGAUAACGAGGAUCGAUGCGAUGAGCAGGCCAGCGAAAGCGAAAGCGAUGAGGAGGACGAGGACGACGAUGAAGAAGAGGAUGAUGAGGACGAUGAGGAUGAUGAUGAAAAGGCAGAGGCAGAGGCGGAAGAGUCCGAUGAAGGCGUUUCCAGUGAUUGCGGAGAGUCAACACGCAAGGAGAAAAAGGAAAACGCAAAAUCGUCUAAGGCAGAAAUAAAAGUGCUCGACCAGAAGGAAGCUGCGCAGGAGCUGGCUUUGACGCGCAUCUUCACUGAUGAGGACUUCAAGCGCAUCAAUGCAGCCAACCUGAAGAAAACGGUGACAAGCGCACGGAAACGUCCUCUGGAGCAGGAUCGAGCCGAGUUUGUGAAGCUAAACAGCAUCGAGAUGAUUUAUAAGAAACGUAAACACGAUAAGGAAUCACGAUUGGAGACGGUGCAGGCGGGACGACAGGAUCGCGAGCGUUUCGGCUGGAAGGAUGGUCGCGUGAAUGAGAAUUGCUCGAAGACGAAUCGAGAGAAACGCAAAACGAAGAACUUUGGUAUGUUGCGUCACAAAGCACGCUCCAAGGUGAAGAAGAGCUUCAGGGAUAAGCAGCUGGCCAUGCGCAAGCAUCUACUGCAUCAGAAAAAGAUGAAGUAGACGCUGGACUGGCAGAUGGAACAGCGGCUGAUGAAGUGGAAAAGGAAUUGGACAAAGCUGAAGUGGAU
Messenger RNA from Drosophila navojoa, 2304 nucleotides. It is a transcript of the gene Mys45A, whose product is annotated as SDA1 domain containing protein Mys45A. Gene Ontology annotation, cellular component: nucleolus. Lineage: Eukaryota; Metazoa; Arthropoda; Insecta; Diptera; Drosophilidae. The record is from RefSeq and is a predicted model, not a curated record. Gene Ontology annotation, biological process: ribosomal large subunit export from nucleus; ribosomal large subunit biogenesis.